CAGCUGAUCCCAAAUUUAGUGGACCCAUUCACAAUGUCACAGUUCCUGUUGGUCGAGAUGCCAUACUUACCUGCGUGGUCCAUGAUUUGGUUUCAUUUAAGAUGGCCUGGCUGCGUGUCGAUACCCAAACUAUACUCAGCAUACAGAAUCAUGUGAUCACAAAAAAUCAUCGCAUCAGCAUAAGUCACACCGAACAUCGCAUCUGGCAACUGAGGAUACGUGAUGUUCAAGAGUCUGAUCGCGGAUGGUAUAUGUGUCAAAUUAAUACCGACCCCAUGAAAAGUCAGGUGGGCUAUUUAGAUGUAGUAGUACCACCAGAUAUCAUCGAUUAUCAAACAAGCAAUGAUAUGGUAGUGGAAGUCGGCACAAACAUAAGUCUAACCUGCACCGCAACGGGAUUACCAAUGCCCACCAUAACAUGGCGUCGUGAAAAAGAUUUGCCACUCUAUGUAGAGAAUGGACGUUAUGUCUACAGUAUGGAAGGGCAAAAUUUAACAUUGCCCCAUGUCAGCCGGGAUACAAUGGGAGCAUAUUUGUGUAUAGCUUCGAAUGGGGUGCCGCCAACGGUGAGCAAAAGGAUAUCGGUGAUCGUUAAUUUCCCUCCCACCAUAUUUACCCGCUAUGAUACCAUCUAUGUUGGCUUUGGCCAAAAGGUCACUUUGGAAUGCAUCUCAGAAUCUCAUCCUACCUCAGUAAAUUAUUGGCUGAAAGACAAGGAAUUUAUACAGGGUGGCACGUAUGAAACGGUCUCAGUUAAUGGCAUCUAUAAAAUUGUAAUGCGUUUGGUGGUACGACCCAUGAAGGCCAAAGACUUUGGUGAAUAUCAUUGUGUUGCCAAAAAUAUGUUGGGUGAAAUGGAACAGAUCAUAACACUCCAUCACAAAGCCAAAAAGAACCUCCAGCAUGCUUUUCAAACCAAUAGCAAGGACAAUCAAUACAUUAUUAUAGAAGAGUACAUAUCCGGCCAUAAUCGAAUAUCGGAACCUAAUAUAUGCUUCCUAAAUAUAAUUUGUAUAUAUUGGUUACUGUUAAUUACAAUAAAAUUGUGA
Molecule: messenger RNA, 1049 nt
Organism: Musca vetustissima
Lineage: Eukaryota; Metazoa; Arthropoda; Insecta; Diptera; Muscidae
Product: neurotrimin-like
Exons: 5
Coding region: 102-1049 (315 amino acids)
Cellular component (GO): neuron projection
Source: RefSeq, a predicted model, not a curated record